AUGGAUGCCACAGUGGAUUCUGUGCAGGCAGAUUUGCAAUCCUUCCACUUUGGCGAGAAGAAAAAAAAGAGGCGUGACCAUAAAGAAUCAUCGGAUCAAGUAAUUAUUGAUGGCACUGGCCAAGUGUUUGAAAAAGAUGCCAUUUACCCCUAUGAAGAGUUAUUAACACGUAUACAAACACUAAUAUCUAAUCAUUCGGUUGAUCUUUCUGGUAACAAGAGAUAUACUAUUAAACCACCCCAAGUCGUUAGGGUAGGAUCUAAAAAAGUUGCCUGGAUAAACUUCAAAGACAUUUGUCAAAUAAUGAACCGAAACCAAGAUCAUGUCCAUCAGUUUGUGCUUAGUGAAUUGGGCACUGAAGGUUCUAUCGCCGGUGAUGGCCAACUUGUACUUAAGGGCAAAUAUGGCCCGAAGCACAUUGAGGCACUUCUGCGUAAAUAUAUUACUGAAUAUGUAACCUGCCAAAUGUGCAAGAGCCCCAAUACUACUAUGGAAAGGGACAGUAGAAUUAGACUGUUUAAUCAACACUGUGAAGCAUGCGGGGCCUAUAGAACUGUCACAACAAUUAAGAGUGGGUUUCAUGCUUUGGGGCGGGGUGAAAGGAGGAAAGCAAAGGUUUAG
Molecule: messenger RNA, 621 nt
Organism: Babesia microti strain RI
Lineage: Eukaryota; Apicomplexa; Aconoidasida; Piroplasmida; Babesiidae
Product: translation initiation factor eIF-2 beta subunit
Exons: 5
Coding region: 1-621 (206 amino acids)
Biological process (GO): translational initiation; formation of cytoplasmic translation initiation complex; formation of translation preinitiation complex
Cellular component (GO): eukaryotic translation initiation factor 2 complex
Molecular function (GO): translation initiation factor activity; mRNA binding; translation initiation factor binding
Source: RefSeq, a predicted model, not a curated record